Messenger RNA from Dracunculus medinensis (Guinea worm), 657 nucleotides. Lineage: Eukaryota; Metazoa; Nematoda; Chromadorea; Rhabditida; Dracunculidae. The record is from the annotation of a GenBank genome assembly.
AUGCAUCGUAUAUUUGGUAGUUCGACUAAAAAACAAGUGGCGCCGAAUUUAACAGACACGGCGGCGAGUAUCGAUUCACGCAUUGAAAGUAUUGAUGUUAAAAUAUCGAAACUCGAUGCUGAACUCGUAACACUUAAGAAUCAAAUGAAAAAAAUGCGUGAAGGACCAGGAAAAAAUCAAAUUAAACAAAAACUUUUAAGAAUUUUAAAACAAAAACGGAUGUAUGAAAAUCAACGAGAUCAACUCUCUCAGCAGUCUUUUAAUAUAGAACAAACUAAUAUGGCUAUACAGGGAAUGAAAGAUACCCAAACGACGGUUGAUGCGAUGAAAAUGGGUUUGAAAAGUAUGCAGAAGGAGUAUAAAAAGAUAGAUAUCAACAAAAUCGAUACAUUGCAAGAUGAAAUGGAGGAAAUGCUUGAUAUGAAUAAUGAAAUUCAAGAAGCGAUGUCACGGCAGUAUGAUACGCCUGAUAUUGAUGAAGCUGAUCUAGAAGCAGAACUGGAAGCGUUGGGUGAUGAAUUAGAACUGGAUGCUGAAGGGUCUUAUCUAGAUGAUGCUUUAAGUGCCCCAGGCGUUCCGUCGAAAGAACCCGGAGCAAUGGAAGGCGGUAUAGCGGUUGACGAGUUUGGUCUGCCUAAGGUACCAGCACAAAAUUAA